This is a messenger RNA of Procambarus clarkii (red swamp crayfish), 1194 nucleotides long. NCBI's taxonomy places the organism in Eukaryota, Metazoa, Arthropoda, Malacostraca, Decapoda, Cambaridae. The record is from RefSeq and is a predicted model, not a curated record.
AUGUUAGAGAUGAAACACAGAAAAGAUUACCCUAGUUAUAUUCUAGAGAAUGUGGAAGUGUGUUUGUGUCUACAUCCUACAGUGCCUACAUCCUACAGUACCUACAUCCUACAGUGCCUACAUCCUACAGUGCCUACAUCCUACAGUGCCUACAUCCUAGAGUGCCUACAUCCUACAGAGCCUACAUUCUACAGUGCCUACAUCCUACAGUGCCUACAUCCUACAGUGCCUACAUCCUACAGUGUCUACAUCCUACAGUGCCUACAUCCUAGAGUGCCUACAUCCUACAGUGCCUACAUCCUACAGUGCCUACAUCCUACAGUGCCUACAUCCUACAGUGCCUACAUCCUAGAGUGCCUACAUCCUACAGAGCCUACAUUCUACAGUGCCUACAUCCUACAGUGCCUACAUCCUACAGUGUCUACAUCCUACAGUGCCUACAUCCUACAGUGCCAACAUCCUACAGUGCCUACAUCCUACAGUGUCUACAUCCUACAGUGCCUACAUCCUACAGUGCCUACAUUCUACAGUGCCUACAUCCUACAGAGCCUACAUUCUACAGUGCCUACAUCCUACAGUGCCUACAUCCUACAGUGCCUACAUCCUACAGUGCCUACAUCCUACAGUGCCUACAUCCUAGAGUGCCUACAUCCUACAGUGCCUACAUCCUACAGUGCCUACAUCCUACAGUGCCUACAUCCUACAGUGCCUACAUCCUACAGUGCCUACAUCCUAGAGUGCCUACAUCCUACAGUGCCUAUAUCCUACAGUGCCUACAUCCUACAGUGCCUACAUCCUACAGAGCCUACAUUCUACAGUGCCUACAUCCUACAGUGCCUACAUCCUACAGUGCCUACAUCCUACAGUGCCUACAUCCUACAGUGCCUACAUCCUACAGUGUCUACAUCCUACAGUGCCUACAUCCUACAGUGCCUACAUCCUACAGUGCCUACAUCCUACAGUGCCUACAUCCUACAGUGCCUACAUCCUACAGUGCCUACAUCCUACAGUGCCUACAUCCUACAGUGUCUACAUCCUACAGUGUCUACAUCCUACAGUGUCUACAUCCUACAGUGCCUACAUCCUACAGUGCCUACAUCCUACAGUGCCUACAUCCUACAGUGCCCUUCCCAGCUCCCUGAGACACUGGGCCUUCCCAGCUCCCUGAGACACUGGGCCUUCCCAGCUCCCUGA